Uloborus diversus is the source of this 1011-nucleotide messenger RNA. Its product is annotated as GPALPP motifs-containing protein 1-like. The coding region runs from base 152 to 922 and encodes 256 amino acids. The record is from RefSeq and is a predicted model, not a curated record. Lineage: Eukaryota; Metazoa; Arthropoda; Arachnida; Araneae; Uloboridae. The transcript is spliced from 6 exons.
AUGCGGGAUGAAAUUGAAGUGAAAUGACUGAUGCAUAUUUCGUUUCGUUGUUUCGUUUUGGAUUGUGUUUUUGUAAUUAGUUUCAUAUAAAUGAUUGUAUGAAAUGUGUAAGUGAUUUACCAAAAGAAAAAGUUCUCUAAACAAAUGAGAAAUGAAAAUGGAUGAUUUAUAUGGUCCUCCUUUGCCUCCUGGAUUUAAUUUGCCUUCAAAGAAAACUAAUGAAUCAACUUCUUCAAGUCACGAGGAAAGCUGCUCUUCAAAGUUAAUUGGCCCUCAAAUCCCCAAUUUUCUUUCUGUAAAAAAAUCAAAUGACAAAGACGCAGCAGGAGAGCAGGAAGAUAAAAAUGAAAGAAAAUUCAUUGGGCCCAAAAUACCCUCAUCACUUCAUGGGGAGGAAAGUGGCUCUGAUGAAGAGUAUGUUGGGCCAAUGCCGUCACACUCAAAUGAAGAUGCCUACAAUGUUGUGAAAGAUAUUGAGAAAAGAGCAACUAGUAUGAAAAAUAAAUUGGACAAUCAAAGCGUAUCUAGUUCUGACAAGAUUGAAAGAGAAGAAUGGAUGGUUGUUCCAGAUACAUCUCGUAGAAAUCAACUUGGAGCUAUAUCCAGAUGUUUAGCACCAGGAUCAAAGUCUGAUUCAUCAAAAAAGGAAAAACGUUCUCAUCGACAGUCUGAAAAAGACAAAAAAACUACAGAAGAUUUGAAAAAAUACAAUAAAUCAAGGCGAUCUGAGUCACUCUUAGAACUGCACAGAAAAGACAAAAAGAAGAAAAAGGAAAAAUCUGAUAAACCAAAAGAGAGGAAAGCCUUUGAUCGAGAUGAAAUUGCUGUUCGCCAUUUUAGUAACCAACAAGUGAAUUCUGUGAUAGACAAAGCAAAAUAUUUAAAUAAAAGAUUUCACUCAGGAGCUGAACAAUAUCUUUAACAUUGUAUGUCCCUCAUUACAUAAGCUUAUUCUUUUUUUUAUUUCGCCUGAAAACACAUUUUGUAAAUAUUAAACCAAUAAAAUAACUU